Molecule: messenger RNA, 1806 nt
Organism: Heterotrigona itama
Lineage: Eukaryota; Metazoa; Arthropoda; Insecta; Hymenoptera; Apidae
Source: the annotation of a GenBank genome assembly
AUGUAUAGCUUGUACAGAGCUUGGUUCGGUGACAGCGUUACGCCAGACAAUUAUUCGCGACUUCAAGAGACGUUGUCGCCGCCAGACACGGUGGUCCGAGUCGGGAACGAAGGAGAGCACCAGUUUGUCGCUCACAAGGGUGUCCUAGCUGCUCACAGCGGCUACCUGAAAGCUCUGCUAACUAGCGCGGCGGCAACACCUUCUAAUCAAGCCGGCGUUAACGCGAGUAUCGCGUCUUGCGCUAACAUGCCGGCAGCUGCCAUCGCGGUAACCACUACCAAUUUCUCGGGGCAAUCAACGCGGCAACCUGUCACGUCUGUCUCGGUUUCGUCCAUUGGUGGAGAAGCGUUCGCCCCUUUGUUGAACUACAUGUACACGGGCAGAUUGGAAGUGACACUGGACAACGUGUACAGCGUGCUGUUGGCCACGCAUUUGCUGCACAUGCCGGGGGCACUGGAGCAAUGCAGGGCUGCGUUGCUCAGGCUGAGGGCACCGCCGCCAUUGCCGACGCCGAUCCCUGUAGCACCGACGUCCACGUUGACAUCGACGUCGACGCCAGGCUCUGGAAACAUACUCAGGCCUAUACCGAGCAGACUGAUGAUAGAUCCGAGUAUGUGCUGGCCACCGACAGCGUCUCUUUAUCCAUCGGUAACCGCGCCGGCAGCAGCCUCCUCCACCAUCGGUAUCCCGCAUUUGCCCCAGCUGCAACCGUCGGUGCUCAUGCAAUCGACCGUUCCGCUCGGCGUUUCCGUCGUCCCGACCUCGAACGUCCAAGAAACGCAGACGGCUUAUAGAGAAGUUUCAUCGCCAAAGUCGUCGCUGUUCCAAAUCGAGCGGAACCGGGCGCUGAGAGUGGAGGCCAGGCCACAGUCGCCGGAGAACGUGUCCUCGAGUUCUCUGCCGCCGUUCGUGGCGGCAGCGACAGCUGCGUUCACCGCGUUCACCGCGACGAACGUCGCCGCAUCGACGAGAACGUCGUCACCCUGUCAAUCGAUUUCACCCACGCCGUCCUCCGUCACAUCACAAUCCUCGGCGCCUCGAUCGACGUGCGAAGGCAAGAAACCGACGACAACGGAACAACAGCAACGGCGUAGGAACGUCGAGUCGACGUCGAUCGGCGAGAACGAUCGAGGAAGAUCAUCCAGGCGAAGAGGACGCGGCUCCAACAGCGGGAACAACGACGGUUCCUCGAACGUUUUGUCAGUGGUUUACGACAUAGCCUGUUGCGAUGGCCCGGUGAAGUUUCAUCGAGUGUUGAACGAGAAUUACUCGUCGUCGGCAGCCUCGUGCGGGGUCGCCAGUACCGCGGCCGCACAGUCGCGUUUGCAAAGGCCGUGUUUCGAGUCGGGGAAUCUCGCCUCAUCGGGCGAGAAUGACGAGAACGGUGGACCGACGGCGGUGAGGACUCCGCGGUGCGACCAGAUCGAGUCAGCGAUGGACGCGGACAACAGCAACGGCAGCUACACCUGCGGUUACUGCAGGCACACCUUCAAGUCUCAGUACUGUUACAGAAAGCACACCAAGAGGCACUUGUUGCCGACCAGGGCGACCGACUCGAUCGGCAACCGACAGAGGCAGGACACCGCACGAAACAGAAGGGAGGUCCGGCUGUUGGACCUGAACGUUCAGUAUUAUCCGUGCAAGAUCUGCGGAUGCAAGUUCCCCAGCUAUUAUUUCGUCCACAAGCACAGGAAACUGUGCCACGCGAAUGCUAACGAAGAGAGAAUGCAAUCCGACGAAGCCAACAGCACGGCCAACGAGGAUCAAGAGUCGACCACCUCGACGACCAACAACGAGAGAAAGUGA